AUGACGGGACAGAUGGAGGAAUUGGACCCCCGGGUAAUGACAGUUUGGAAGGGAUCAUCACACAAGUGUUAAUCAUUUGUACAUAAAACUGCCAAAUAUAUGAAUUAUUGUUUAUGAUGAACUCCUGAGUGGCGCAGUGGUCUAAGGCACUGCAUCGCAGUGCUAACUGUGCCACUAGAGAUCCUGGUUCGUAUCCAGGCUCUGUCGCAGCCGGCCGCGACCGGGAGACUCAUGGGCGGCGCACAAUUGGCCCAGCGUCGUCCAGGGUAGGGGAGGGAAUGGCCGGCAGGGAUGUAGCUCAGUUGAUAGAGCAUGGCGUUUCAACGCCAAGGUUGUGGGUUCGAUUCCCACGGGGGGGCCAGUAUAAAAAAAAAAAUUGUAUUCACUAACUGUAAGUCGCUCUGGAUAAGAGCGUCUGCUAAAUGACUAAAAUGUAAAUGUAAAUGUAAUGAACUAAGCAAUGUUAUUCAUUCCAAAUUAAUGACAUAAUUGCGUUCUGGGUUUAUUUUGUAAAUGAGCUUUUAUGUCAUUAAUAGACAUAGUUUAGUUGGAUGGGUGGUUGGUGUGUUUGUUGGUCAGUGGGUUAAUUUGUUAGGCAGACAAGUGAUAGGGCUCAAGUAAAAUCAAACCAGCAUUGCAUUCUUUCUUUAUGAAACGGAUUGGACCUGGCUAGGUUUGCCAUAUGUCCAGUAGAGGGCAGUGCUACUCCUACCUCAGCAGUGCUACUCCAGCAAAAACUCCUACCUCAGCAGUGCUACUCCAGCAAAAACUCCUACCUCAGCAGUGCUACUCCAGCAAAAACUCCUACCUCAGCAGUGCUACUCCAGCAAAAACUCCUACCUCAGCAGUGCUACUCCAGCAAAAACUCCUACCUCAGCAGUGCUACUCCAGCGGAUACAGAAAAGAGAAACAAAACUUGAUCGUGGUCAUUCCUGGGGCCUGUAAUAUUAAAAUGGAAUAUCUGAAUGGACUGGUUGGAGAGUUAGUGUGUUAGUGUUCGUAGUUAGUGUUCGUAGUUAGUGUUCGUAGUUAGUGUACGUAGUUAGUAUGAGUAGUUAGUAUGAGUAGUUAGAUGGUUCAUGUCUAGAUCCCUCUUCCCAUACAGGACACCAAGGAGAUGUUGGAGAUGAUGGUGACCCUGGUCGACCUGGACUCUACCUGGAUGGACCACCAGGCUCCCGUGGACCAUCAGGCCCUCCAGGCUGGCCGGGACCUCCGGGAGAUGCCCUCAACACCCGACCUGGUCCCAUGGGUCUACCUGGACUACCUGGGUUACUGGGACCUAAGGGAGAUCCUGGCUUGCCAGGCAUUCCUGGGCCUCCAGGUGCAUCUAAGUCACUGUUAAUACACACACACACAUACAAUAUUUCACUGUCGUGCCAUCUAAACUCAGCAAAAAACGAAAUGUCCCUUUUUCAGGACCCUGUCUUUCAAAGAUAAUUUGUAAAAAUCCAAAUAACUUCACAGAUCUUCAUUGUAAAGGGUUUAAACACUGUUUCCCAUGCUUGUUCAAUGAACCAUAAACAAUUAAUGAACAUGCACCUGUGGAACGGUCGUUAAGACACUAACAGCUUACAGACGGUAGGCAAUUAAGGUCACAGUUAUGAAAACGUAGGACACUAAAGAGGCCUUUCUACUGUCUCUGAAAAAGACCAAAACUUAAGAUGGGUCCCUGCUCAUCUGUGUGAAUGCCUUAGGCAUGCUGCAAGGAGGCAUGAGGACUGCAGAUGUGACCAGGGCAAUAAAUUGCCGUACUGUGAGACGCCUAAGACAGCGCUACAGGGAGACAGGACGGACAGCUGAUCGUCCUCGCAGUGGCAGACCACGUGUAACAACACCUGCACAGGCUCGGUACAUCCGAAUAUCACACCUGCGGUACAGGUACAGGAUGCCAACAACAACUGCCCGAGGAGGAAGGAAUGAGCGUUACACCGAGGCCUGUAAUCUGGAGCGGGAUCGAUUUGUAGGUGGAGGGUCCAUCAUGGUCUGGGGCAGUGUGUCACAGCAUCAUCGGACUGAGCUUGUUGUCAUUGCAGGCAAUCUCAAUGCUGUGCGUUACAGGGAAGACAUCCUCCUCCCUCAUGUGGUACCCUUCCUGCAGGCUCAUCCUGACAUGACCCUCCAGCAUGAUAAUGCUACCAGCCAUACUGCUCGUUCUGUGCAUGAUUUCCUGCAAGACAGGAAUGUCAGUGUUCUGCCAUGGCCAGCGAAGAGCCCGGAUCUCAAUCCCAUUGAGCACGUCUGGGACCUGUUGGAUCGGAGGGUGACGGCUAGGGCCAUUCCCCGCAGAAAUGUACGGGAACUUGCAGAUGCCUAGGUGGAAGAGUGGGGUAACAUCUCACAGCAAGAACUGGCAAAUCUGGUGCAGUCCAUGAGGAGGACAUGCACUGUUGUUCUUAAUGCAGCUGGUGGCCACACCAGAUACUAACUGUUACUUUUGAUUUUUACCCCCCCUUUGUUCAGGGACACAUUAUUCAAUUUCUGUCUGUGGAACUUGUUCAGUUUAUGUCUCAGUUGUUUAAUCUUGUUAUGUUCAUACAAAUAUGAACACAUGUUAAGUUUUCUGAAAAAUAAACGCAGUUGACAGUGAAAGGACGUUUCUUUUUUUGCUGAGUUUAGUAGUCAACACAGGGAAUCAUAGAGCAGUGGAGAUUGGCAGAACAUUACAUUCGCCAACCAGAUACUGUUGCUCUAUAUGUACAUUGAAUGCUUUACAAUCUUUCAUUGUUCUUGGUGACUCUUAAGCUCGUGCUCAUUGCAGCUCUAACCAUAUGGUGAUUUCAUAACAGGGGGACCAGGCCCGUACGGAGAUGUGGGUUACAAAGGACCACAAGGAGACACUGGGGACCCAGGACCAAGCGGUCCCCCAGGUCCGUCCGCAAUAGAAUGUAGACAGAAAGGAGAAAGUGGCCCACCGGGAGCCUCAGGACCACCAGGAGUCAGGGGCCUAUCGGGUGAGGAUCUAAAAUGACCACCACAUGGUACAGUACUUUUCAUGUUUUCAUGAGUGUUGAUCUGUUUGACGCACAGCUAAAAUCAGGGCCCAUAUUUGGAAUUGUUUACGUUGUGGAACUAUCCCCAGAGCAUGUAAUCUUUCCAUGGUCAUUUUAGCGGUCACACUUUUUAAAGGAACUAUAAUUUAUAAAAUAUUAAUAUGGCAUCGAUAAAGUAUUCAUAAGCUCUACAUAAAUAUAAAAUACUCACUGCACAGAGCUUCCCACUGUACAGUAUGCUCUGAACAGUCCUCCACCUCAGUACAGUAUGCUCUGAACAGUCCUCCACCUCAGUACAGUAUGCUCUGAACAGUCCUCCACCUCAGUACAGUAUGCUCUGAACAGUCCUCCAUCUCAGUACAGUAUGCUCUGAACAGUCCUCCACCUCAGUACAGUAUGCUCUGAACAGUCCUCCACCUCAGUACAGUAUGCUCUGAACAGUCCUCCAUCUCAGUACAGUAUGCUCUGAACAGUCCUCCACCUCAGUACAGUAUGCUCUGAACAGUCCUCCACCUCAGUACAGUAUGCUCUGAACAGUCCUCCACCUCAGUACAGUAUGCUCUGAACAGUCCUCCACCUCAGUACAGUAUGCUCUGAACAGUCCUCCACCUCAGUACAGUAUGCUCUGAACAGUCCUCCACCUCAGUACAGUAUGCUCUGAACAGUCCUCCAUCUCAGUACAGUAUGCUCUGAACAGUCCUCCACCUCACGUACUACUUUCAGUAAUUUACUGGUGUGUGUCGUUAGGUUUCCAUGGUGAUAAAGGACAUAAGGGUGCGAUGGGUCCUCCUGGACGUGGAGUGAAGGGACCAGCAGGGAACCCCGGGCCUCUAGGCCCCCCAGGCCCCCUUGGUGCCAAGGGUUUAAGUGGGUCACCAGGUGACCCGGGCUUCCCUGGUUUACCAGGGACCAAAGGUGAGCCAUGUCUUAUUAUUAUUAUUAUUAUUAUUGUUAUUAAUAUUGUCAUUAUUAUUAUCAUGAUGAUGAUGGCUAUUAUUAUCAUGAUGAUGAUGGCUAUUAUUAUUAUCGAGAUGAUGGUGGUGUGGUUAUUAUUAUGAUUGUUAUUAAUAUUAUCAUUAUUAUUAUCAUGAUGGUGGUUUAUUAUUAUUGUGGUGAUGGUGAUUAUUAUUAUUUUGGUUAUUAUUAUUAUCAGCAUUAUUAUUAUUUGUAUUAUUAUCAUGAUGGUGGAUAUUAUUAUUAUCAUUAUUGUUAUUAUCAUUAUGGUGGAUAUUAUUAUCAUGAUGAUGGUUAUUAUUAUCAUGACGAUGAUGUUGUUGUUAUUAUCGUUAUUAUUAUGAUGAUUUUUUACAUUUUUACAUUUUUUGUCAUCAUGAUGAUGGUUAUUAUUAUUAUGAUGAUGGUUAUUAAUAUUAUUAUUAUAAUUAUCAUGAUGUUGGUGGUUAUUAUUAUCAUCUGAACAUAUCACAGCAACAGGCAAUGUCAAAUAAUAUGCUUAGCUAGUUACUUUAACUAUUGUAUUCCGUAUUUUAUAAAACAGAAGCUAUUUUUUGUUGCCAGCUUGUCUCAGCAAACAAAUCCACCCGGUUGACUGAAAUAGUGUUAUGACAUUUACAUGAUUCUCUGUUCGCACAACGAUUGCAUUUGAAUUGGGAUGAAGGUAUAUCAAUAUGGAUGCCAUGUUUUGGAUAUCGCCUGCCUCAACAUAGACCUCCUGCAAGAUUCUUUUAAAGGGAACUGCACAACCCUGGUAUCCCAUUUUGAGUACAAAAUAUACCAGGACCGUGUUCAUUAGGCACCAGUAAGAAACACACCAUUGUUUUCCGUAGCAAAACGUUUUAAAACAUUUUCAGUUGGUGCCCUAAUGAACAUGACCCAGCCAAUGGCCAUGACUAUCUUUAUGAUUAUCCUAUGACAACUAUUCCCAAUGAUGUCAUCUUUCCCAGGGCCCAGCGGAUAUCCUGGUAGAGACGGAUUGGCUGUUCCUGGUCGGCCUGGAAACCCAGGACCCCGCGGUAGGCAAGGGGAGAGGGGUUUUACAGGAGGUGAUGGUCGGCAUGGAGACCUGGGUUACAAAGGAGCCAAAGGUACACAGUUAAUAUACCGUACAUUACUGUUUAUGCACUUUGCAGCAUCCACAGAAUGAAAUAGAACACAUUACACAGUAUUUUGUAUCUCUAUGGCAUCUGCACACAGACAGUCAACCUUCCUUAGAAAAAUUUGCAAAUACUUUCCUUAUGUGGACUGUGUCAUUUCAGUGAAUUUAGAAUACUAUUCUCUCUGUGUAUACUUCCUUGUUUAAAGUGUCCUAUCUCUCUUCAUGACUAUACUAUGUGCAUGAUUUUCUGUCUGUGCAUACUUACCAUAACAUGACUAUUUCAGUGUGCUAUCCCUCAUCGUGGACUGUGCUGUUUCUGCAUAGAAAGACAUAUCAUCCUUUUGUUGUUACCUUCACUAUAUUAUAUAUGUUGUAUUUAUAUGUACACAUAGUGUAGUAUAUUAUAUAUUGACAGUGUAGAGUGUCCCCAGGUCAUAGAGGUCCCCCCGGAGAGCCUGGUCAAGCAGGACCAAAAACCAUUAAAGGACAGAAGGGCUCUCGAGGACCACCAGGAGAGGGUGGCUUCAUUGGAGCCAGAGGUGAGAGAGACAGAACCAACCCCCUCUGCACACUCUUAGAAAUAAAAAAAAAGGUGCUACCUAGAACCUGAAAGGUUUCUUCAGCUGUCCCUGUAGGAGAACCAUUUGAAGAACCCUUUUUGGUUCCAGGUAGAACCCGUUUUGGUUCCAGGUAGAACCCUUUCUUACACAGAGGGUUCUACAUGGAACCCAAAAUAGUUGUACUUGGAACCAAAAAGGGUUCUCCUAUUGCGACAGACGAUUAACCUUUUUGGAACCCUUUUUUCUAAGAGCAGUGUUGGCACCAUGGUUUUAUGCAACACAUCGAAAAUAUGUUAAAACAGAGAAGUGCUGCUUUGGUAAUAGAUGUCGGACAAUGAGGUUUUCUUUGAACAUUUAGAAAAAUACUUCAAACUAAAAUAAGUGGAUGUAGGUGGUAGUAGGUGGUACUGUAUUUUAAGGCCUAUAGUAAAGGAAGUACAAACCUUUAUUGAUUCUCUGGUAAUACAGGGAUAGACAAUGUUCUUUCUUCUCAGGUUCCAAGGGCCCAAUUGGGCCACCAGGUAAACCAGGGGGGAAUGGAUGGGAUGGUCCCCCUGGUUAUGAGAAAGGGCUCCCAGGACAACCUGGCAGACCUGGUCCCCCCGGACUCCCUGGACCCCGAGGACCUAAAGGCUUGAGAGGUGUAGUGGGUUUCCCUGGACCAGUCGGUGAUAAGGUACUUCAUUACUGAUACUCAUCACUACAGCUUGGAUGUUCUUUGUUUACCUGAUUGACCUACUAAAACUUUGGUAAAAAUUGCUAUUAUGAAUGGUUUCCAGACAAAUUAAUGCUACUCAAGAUUGAUGAAUUAGGUCCAGUAUGUCUGUAUGUAUUUAAGUUGAGAGUAUAUUCCUUCCCAAGUAAGUGGUCUUAGAAGUAAUGUGAGAUCAGAUGUCUUUGUUAAGACACAGGAUGUUUAUGUGUGAGUAUCUUGAUGUGUGGGUGUUACUGUGUGUUGCUAUGCCAGUGACUGUUGCUUUGUCCCCCUUGCAGGGGGACCCUGGGUACACUGGACCUCCUGGGAUCCCAGGCCUUCCAGGAUUGACAGGCUUAAAGGGUGAGUAGAGAGACAACAGGAAAUACACACAAACAUGAUAAGGAUAAGGGGAGCUUAAAGGGACAGGGGGAGAGGAAGGGGAGGUCUUAAAGGGACGGGGGAGAGGAAGGGGAGGUCUUAAAGGGACAGGGGGAGAGGAAGGGGAGGUCAUGAAGGGACAGGGGGAGAAGAAGGGGAGGUCUUAAAGGGACAGGGGGAGAGGAAGGGGAGGUCAUGAAGGGACGGGGAGAAGAAGGGGAGGUCUUAAAGGGACAGGGGGAGAGGAAGGGGAGGUCUUAAAGGGACAGGGGGAGAGGAAGGGCAGGUCAUAAAGGGACAGGGGGAGAGGAUUCCAAAACAUGGGUUAUUAUCAGAGUGAAAGUGCUGUAAUUACCGACCGAUAUCUCCUCUGUAUUCUGCCGUCAUGAGCAACUGAAACUCCAACCCUGACCCUAUUCUGCAGGUGACCCAGGAGACUCCAUAGGAGAACCAGGAACACCUGGACCACCGGGACCUCCGGGAGAAAGCGGACCCUUAGGUGAUCACAAUACAACGUCUACUUCCAAAAUACCGCCCUAUUCCCUAUACAGAGCACUACACUCCUAUUGGCUAGAGCCUGAGUAUCUGGGGCACUACUUUUGGACACAUUUCGAACUGAGCGAACAAUCACAAACAACGCCAUUAGGGCGGAUUACAGCUUUGAGAUGAUGGCAACAGGAUACAGGAUGUUUAGGGUUCCCUGACCCAGAUCAAGCCUACCAGACAGAAAGUAAAUAAAUACUCACUUCCAAUGGGGAUUCUGGCCCGUACACUUUAGAGGUCACAUCAGUGCACAGUACAUUCUUAGAAAAAAUUGUGUUAUCUAGAACCUAAAAGGGUUCUUCGACUGUCCCCAUAGGAGAACCCUUUGAAGAACCCUUUUUGGUUCCAGGUAGAGCCCUUUUGGGUUCCAUGUAGAACCCUUUCCAUGUAGAACCAAAAAGUGUUCUCCCUAGAACCAAAAAGGGUUCUCCUAUGGGGACAGCCGAAGAACCCUUUUGGAACCCUUUAUUCUAAGAGUGCAGCAUGACAGACCUGUGUACCGUGUGCAUCAUGACCAUAUCUCUCCUGUCUAUUCAUUUGUGUAGAGGUUCUCCCAUAACUGAUCCUGGUACUGCUCUUGUCCAGAGUGUGAUGCUGGGUCAUUAGAUUAGAUUAGGAGUAGACUUCAGGUCACAUAUGAUAUUGACUGAAUAUGCUAUGGCUAGCUUGUCAUACUUUGCCUGCAAACAGCAGUUACCUGCAAAAUGGCUCAUGCUCAGGUGAGCUCCUCAAUGGGUGCGCCGAUCGGGUUGAUCAGGCCCCAUCUGAGCCAGGUGGAUCACCUACUGCUCCCCUCUCUUCAGCCACAGCCAUUACCAUGCCCCCCCCCCCCUGCCUAGCUAUGCAACAUAUCUUCUAAUGCUGUGCUCCCUUUACUCAGAGAAUCCUUAGUGGCCUGGGGAAACUUAUGCCCCAACUUCUACAGGUAGACACUUGGCCUUCCAUCCCUUGUCAGUGCAUUCAUCCACGAGUGUCUGGCACAUCAACCGCUUCCUUGAUGCUCUCCUCCCAUGGAGUCACUAGCAUGAGCAUUUACAUGUUCUUGGUGCUCCCCCAUGGAGUCACUAGCAUGAGCAUUUACAUGCUCCUUGACCAGAUUGGCAGGUCUGGUCUGAGUGUUGUGUUGACAAUCUCCUUGGGGAAGAUGAGGUGCCUUCCCAGGUCAGCUCUUAACUCUUUCCAAUCCGCUGCUGUUUUUCCCAGUCUGCUGCUGUUCCCAGUCAGUCUCCCGCCUCCAGUUAUUACUGUAUAUGUGUUCACUUCAAAAUGUGAAGUUUGUGUUUGGGGAGUGAUUCACACUCCUAGAAGGUAUGUGCAGGUGUGAUUGGUCCUAGGGUUGCAAAAUACCGGUAACUUUUCCAGAAAUCCUGGUUGGAGGAUUCCGGAUUUCCUUAUUUUCUUCCUGAUUCUGGGAACCUCCCAACCAGAAUUUGUGGGAAAGUGACUAUAAAUGUUUGGUCCUCUUCACUCUAUAGCUUCAAAGGGGGACCCAGGAGAGCCAGGGGACCAAGGACCCAGAGGACCACCAGGACCACUUGGAGACCCUGGUGUCAGAGGAGCCCAAGGCCCACUGGGAGGCCCAGGUAAUGGACCACUAAAGUCCCCUUCUGUAUGUCACUCAUUUAAUAUUUUCUCCUUAGGACAGGGUACAAGACAUUUCAUAUUUUCUCCUUAGGACAGGGUACAAGACAUUUCAUGAAUGUAUAUACGGUGAGGGAAAUAAGUAUUUGAUCCUCUGCUGAUUUUGUACGUUUGCCCACUGACAAAGAAAUGAUCAGUCUAUAAUUUUAAUGGUAGGUUUAUUUGAACAGUGAGAGACAGAAUAACAACAAAAACAUCCAGAAAAACGCAUGUCAAAAAUGUUAUGAAUUGAUUUUCAUUUUAAUAAGGGAAAUAAGUAUUUGAGACCCCUCUGCAAAACAUGACUUAGUACUUGGUGGCAAAACCCUUGUUGGCAAUCACAGAGUUCAGACGUUUCUUGUAGUUGGCCACCAGGUUUGCACACAUCUCAGGAGGGAUUUUGUCCCACUCCUCUUUGCAGAUCUUCUCCAAGUCAUUAAGGUUUCGAGGCUGACGUUUGGCAACUCGAACCUUCAGCUCCCUCCACAGAUUUUCUAUGGGAUUAAGGUCUGGAGACUGGCUAGGCCACUCCAGGACCUUAAUGUGCUUCUUCUUGAGCCACUCCUUUGUUGCCUUGGCCGUGUGUUUUGAGUCAUUGUCAUGUUGGAAUACCCAUCCACGACCCAUUUUCAAUGCCCUGGCUGAGAGAAGGAUUUGACGGUACAUGGCCCCGUCCAUCGUCCCUUUGAUGUGGUGGAGUUGUCCUGUCCUCUUAGCAGAAAAACACCCCCAAAGCAUAAUGUUUCCACCUCCAUGUUUGACGGUGGGGAUGGUGUUCUUGGGGUCACAGGCAGCAUUCCUCCUCCUCCAAACACGGCGAGUUGAGUUGAUGCCAAAGAGCUUCAUUUUGGUCUCAUCUGACCACAAAACUUUCACCCAGUUCUCCUCUGAAUCAUUCAGAUGUUCAUUGGCAAACUUCAUACGGGCCUGUAUAUGUGCUUUCUUGAGCAGAGGGACCUUGAGGGCGCUGCAGGAUUUCAGUUAAUCACGGCGUAGUGUGUUACCAAUUGUUUUCUUGGUGACUAUGGUCCCAGCUGCCUUGAGAUCAUUGACAAGAUCCUCCCAUGUAGUUCUGGGCUGAUUCCUCACCGUUCUCAUGAUCAUUGCAACUCCACGAGGUGAGAUCUUGCAUGGAGCCCCAGGCCGAGGGAGAUUGAAAGUUAUUUUGUGUCUCUUCCAUUUGCGAAUAAUCAAACCAACUUUUGUCACCUUCUCACCAAGCUGCUUGGCGAUGGUCUUGUAGCCCAUUCCAGCCUUGUGUAGGUCUACAAUCUUGUCCCUGACAUCCUUGGAGAGCUCUUUGGUCUUGGCCAUGGUGGAGAGUUUGGAAUCUGAUUGAUUGAUUGCUUCUGUGGACAGGUGUCUUUUAUACAGGUAACAAGCUGAGAUUAGGAGUACUCCCUUUAAGAGUGUGCUCCUAAUCUCAGCUCGUUACCUGUAUAAAAGACACCUGGGAGCCAGAAAUCUUUCUGAUUGAGAGGGGGUCAAAUACUUAUUUCCCUCAUUAAAAUGCAAAUCAAUUUAUAACAUUUUUGACAUACGUUUUUCUGGAUGUUUUUGUUGUUAUUCUGUCUCUCACUGUUCAAAUAAACCUACCAUUAAAAUUAUAGACUGAUCAUUUCUUUGUCAGUGGGCAAACGUACAAAAUCAGCAGGGGAUCAAAUACUGUUUUCCCUCACUGUAUGCUUGUUUAGUGUCUACAUGUGUAAACAUUUAGAUGCUAAAGUUUGUGUGUGUUUGUGUGUAUGCAGGUUUCCCUGGUCCUUCAGGCCCGCCGGGUCGUCCAGGUUCCCCAGGGCCUCCUGGAGGAUUUCUCGGAACUCAAGGCCCCAAGGGCAAUCCUGGACCGCCCGGUCCCCCAGGUACUAAGACCCAACCUACGUGGCACAUAGUGACAGGCCCUAGCCUUUUAGGGGCCCUAAGAUUUGGUUGGGGGGCCCCCUCACCUCGGGCAAAACAUUUAAGUUCCCCCCCCCCCCCCCCCCCUCUUGGCGACAGAGAGAAAAAUAAUGCUAUUUCAAAGUUAAUUUCCUGCAAUUCUACACAUUUUGCCAUGAAUAGAGAAAAUUAUGCAGUUUUUGCAAUUCUACACAUUUGGAAAACAUUGUUGUAGUUUUAAAGCUAAUUUCCUGCAAUUCUACAUGUUGCCAUGAUUUAUGCCAUGUUCAUCCAAUAUCUGGGUGAGAGUGACUUAAACAGUCAAUAGGGGCCCCCUGGAGGUCGGGGCCCCGUGCCCGGUCGGUAAUUCGGCCAUGAUUACUACAAGGUUUAGACAGCUGGCCGGACUCAUUUACCUAGCAAUCAAAAACAUUAAGCUGACAAUGGUAUACAUGUACGCUGUACAGUUGACCCGGGCAUGGUAUUGAUGUAUAUGGGAUUGACUUGAUGUGAAUUUCUCCACAGGGCCCCCGGGACCCCCAGGUCUACAUGGUCUGAACGGGCUACAAGGUCAGAAAGGAGAGAAGGGAGCAAGAGGUGAGGGGACAUACAAUUAUCAAUAAAUAACUCUCAAUAAAUAAUAUAUAUACAGUGGGGGGAAAAAAGUAUUUAGUCAGCCACCAAUUGUGCAAGUUCUCCCACUUAAAAAGAUGAGAGAGGCCUGUAAUUUUCAUCAUAGGUACACGUCAACUAUGACAGACAAAAUUAGAUUUUCUGGAGAAAAAAAAUCUCAUUUUGUCUGUCAUAGUUGACGUGUACCUAUGAUGAAAAUUACAGGCCUCUCUCAUCUUUUUAAGUGGGAGAACUUGCACAAUUGGUGGCUGACUAAAUACUUUUUUCCCCCACUGUAAAUAUAUAUUAUUUAUUAAUCCAGGUAAAGUAUGUUCUAAUAAAAACAGAUACCAGUAGUCCCUUAUGCAUCAUCUCACUCUCUCAGGACCAGAUGUGUCGGGCCCACCAGGGCCAACUGGGUACCCCGGAGUCAAAGGCCACACAGGACCCCAGGGACCCCCGGGAUCUUCUUACCCCGGACCAAAAGGCCUAAUGGGCCCUCAAGGCAACCUUGGUACUGUUUGUAUCAGUCAUGAGUGGAAACGUGCUUUUCAAGAGUUAGUAAUUGCAUGAUUGAUUAUGCCAUGUAAGAGAUCACCAUGCGUUGGAAUGUAGCAAAAAGGUUGGUGUUGAUUUUCUUUUAACUUUAUGAGCAGUGCAUUCGGGAAAGUAUUCAGACCCCUUGACUUUUUCCACAUUUUGUUACUUUACAGCCUUAUUCUAAAAUUGAUACCCCGUAAUGACAAAGCAAAAACUUACACUGUGUGAUUUUCUUUUAAGUUUCUAUACAUUAGAUACAGAAUGUACUGUGUCAUUGCUGUGUAGUUCCCCGGUGGAGUGGGGUACAGAUGAGUGUUGCAUGGAAUUGCUGUUGAGUGGAUGGGUUUUUGACAUGAUGUUAGCUACUGUAUGACUCCUGUGGGGUUGAUUGAAUGUGUAAUGUCACCCAGGACUCCCAGGACUCCCUGGUGAGCCCGGUGGUUCAGGUGAAGAGUGCACAGAAUGUCACAGAGGACCCAACGGAGACCCAGGAUACGAAGGCAUUCAUGGACCUCCAGGUGUGUGCGUGUGUGAGCCUGUCUGUCUGUCUGUAUCUGUCAGUCAGUCAGUGUGUACCAGGUGUCAGAUGUCUGUCAGUGUGUACCAGGUGUCAGAUGUCUGUCAGUGGGUACCAGGUGUCAGAUGUCUGUCAGUGGGUACCAGGUGUCAGAUGUCUGUCAGUGGGUACCAGGUGUCAGAUGUCUGUCAGUGUGUACCAGGUGUCAGAUGUCUGUCAGUGUGUACCAGGUGUCAGAUGUCUGUCAGUGUGUACCAGGUGUCAGAUGUCUGUCAGUGUGUACCAGGUGUUAGGUGUUUCUGUGUGUUUUUCUUGUCUCAGUAUUUGAGUGUUUUCAGGACCACCCGGUGAACCGGGUCCUGCUGGUACUGCAGUACCCUCCCCAGGAGACCAAGGCCCCCAAGGGCCACCAGGGCCCGAUGGCCAUAAAGGACAGAGAGGCCCCCCAGGACCCCUAGGGCCAACAGACUACUCAGGACCACAAGGACCUAAAGGUAACCACAUAACACACAACUCCGAAACAGAAAACGGUGUAAAAUAUUUCACAAUGGAAACAAAAAUGUGUUUAUUUUUAUUGGGCAGGUCGAGGUAGUCCCUCCCUGAUUUAUUUUAUCUGUUUGGUGCCUAAUGUUAUUUUCUGAUAGGUGCCAGAGGCCCUGUGGGUCACAUGGGCCCCAACGGACCACAAGGUCGUCCAGGCGCCUACGGCCUUCUGGGGCCCAAAGGUGACAAAGGCAGACCUGGGGACGCAGGUGAGCACUGAGACCAAUAGAGAUAACUGAGACAAUUCUAGCUGUUUAGCCUGUCCUGUUCUUCUGACAAUGAGGUUACUUUGUAUCCCCCUGCAGGUCCCAAAGGCCACCCCGGUCGGGUUUUGGAUGGUACCGUUACCACUCAGGAACCCCAAUGUGGGAUCCAAGGCCCCUCAGGAUCAUCAGGUCCGAAUGGGCCCACGGGAAAUGCUGGGCCCCGUGGGAACCCUGGGCCUCGUGGUAGGUGACCUACAGAAACAUGAGGUGUGUGUGUGUGUUACUUUCACACUGACUGACUGGUGGUGUCAUUCUCUCUAGGUCCUAAGGGCCCUGCUGGGUCACGAGGGCCCCCAGGGAGAAACGGACCUCCAGGUCCACCUGGACCUUUAGGAGACCCAGGCGAUCAAGGACAGCAAGGUUUUGUGGGACUUCAGGGUAAACACAGACACACACACACACACACACACACACACACACACACAGACACAGACACACACAGACACACACAGACACACAGACACACAGACACACAGACACACACACACACACAGACACACACACACACACACACACAGACAGUCAUUUAGCAGACGCUCUUAUCCAGAGCGACUUACAAAUUGGUGCAUUCAACUUAGGAUAGCCAGUGGGACAACCACUACUGGGGAGGGGGGGUGUAGAAGGAUUACUGUUAGACUAUUCCAGGUAUUCCUUAAAGAGGUAGGGUCUCAAGUGUCUCCUGAAGGUGAUCAGUGACUCCGCUGUUCUGGCGUCGUGGGGGAGCUUGUUCCACCAUUGGGGUGCCAGAGCAGCGAAUAGCUUUGACUGGGCUGAGCGGGAACUGUGCUUCCGUAGAGGUAGGGGGGCUAGCAGGCCAGAGGUGGAUGAACGUAGUGCCCUCGUUUGGGUGUAGGGUCUGAUCAGAGCCUGAAGAUAAGGAGGUGCCGUUCCCCUCACAGCUCCGUAGGCAAGCACCAUGGUUUUGUGGUAGAUGCAAGCUUCAACUGGAAGCCAGUGGAGUGUGCGGAGGAGCGGGGUGACAUGAGAGAACUUGGGAAGGUUGAACACCAGACGGGCUGCAGCGUUCUGGAUAAGUUGUAGGGGUUUAAUGGCACAGGCAGGGAGCCCAGCCAACCGCGAGUUGCCUGGAUUAGGACCUGUGCCACUUUCUGUGUAAGGUAGGGUCGUACUCUGCGAAUGUUGUAGAGCAUGAACCUGCAGGAUCGGGUCACCGCUUUGAUGUUAUUGGAGAACGCCAAGGUUCUUUGCACUCUGGGAGGAGGACACAAUGGAGUUGUCAACCGUGAUGGCGAGAUCAUGGAGCGGGCAGUCCUUCCCCGGGAGGAAGAGCAGCUCUGUCUUGCUGAGGUUCUGCUUGAGGUGGUGAUCCGACAUCCACACUGAUAUGUCUGCCAGACAUGCAGAGAUGCGAUUCGCCACCUGGUUAUCAGAAGGGGGAAAGGAGAAAAUUAAUUGUGUGUCGUCUGCGUAGCAAUGAUCCACACUGAUAUGUCUGCCAGACAUGCAGAGAUGCGAUUCGCCACCUGGUUAUCAGAAGGGGGAAAGGAGAAAAUUAAUUGUGUGUCGUCUGCGUAGCAAUGAUAGGAGAGACCAUGUGAGGAUAUGACAGAGCCAAGUGACUUGGUGUAUAGAGAGAAUAGGAGAGGGCCUAGGACUGAGCCCUGGGGGACACCAGUGGUGAGAGCACGUGGUGCGGAGACAGAUUCUCGCCACACCACCUGGUAGGAGCGACCUGUCAGGUAGGAUGCAAUCCAAGAAUGAGCAGCGCCGGAGAUGCCCAACUUGGAGAGGGUGGAGAGGAGGAUCUGAUGGUUCACAGUAUCAAAGACAGCGGAUAGGUCUAGAAGGACAAGAGCAGAGGAGAGAGAGUUAGCUUUAGCAGUGCGGAGAGCCUCUGUGACACAGAGAAGAGCAGUCUCAGUUGAAUGACCAGUCUUGAAACCUGACUGGUUUGGAUCAAGAAGGUCAUUCUGAGAGAGACAGCAGGAGAGUUGGCUAGAGAUGGCACCCUCAAGAGUUUUGGAGAGAAAAGAAAGAAGGGAUACUGGUCUGUUGUUGUUGACAUCGGAGGGAUCGAGGGUAGGUUUUUUGAGGAGGGGUGCAACUCUCGCUCUCUUGAAGACGGAAGGGACAUAGCCAGCGGUCAAGGAUGAGUUGAUGAGCGAGGUGAGGUAAGGGAGAAGGUCUCCGGAAAUGGUCUGGAGAAGAGAGGAGGGGAUAGGGUCAAGCGGGCAGGUUGUUGGGCGGCUGGCCGUCACAAGUCGCAAGAUUUUAUCUGGAGAGAGAGGGGAGAAAGAAGUCAAAGCAUAGGGUAGGGCAGUGUGAGCAGGACCAGUGGUGUCAUUUGACUUAAUAAAUGAGGAUCGGAUGUCGUUAACCUUCUUUUCAAAAUGGUUGACAAAGUCAUCCACAGAGAGGGAGGAGGGAGGAGGAGGAGGAGGAGAAAGUGGAAAAGAGCUUCCUAGGGUUAGAGGCAGAGGCUUGAAAUUUAGAGUGGUAGAAAGUGGCUUUAGCAGCAGAAACAGAGGAAGAAAAUGGAGAGAGGAGGGAGUGGAAGAUGACAGGUCCGCAGGGAGUCUAGUUUUCCUCCAUUUCCGCCCGGCUGCCCGGAGCCCUGUUCUGUGAGCUCGCAAUGAGUCGUCAAGCCACGGAGCAGGAGGGGAGGACCGAGCCGGCCGGGAGGAUAGGGGACAUAGAGAGUCAAAAGAUGCAGAAAGGGAGGAGAGGAGGGUUGAGGAGGCAGAAUCAGGAGAUCGGAGGGAGAAGGAUUUAGCAGAGGGAAGAAAUUAGAGGAGUAGCGAUGGAAGAGGAGAGAGUAGCGGGAGAGAGAGAGCGAAGGUUGCGACGGCACAUUACCAUCUGAGUAGGGGCAGAGUGAGUAGUGUUGGAUGAGAGCGAGAGAGAAAAGGAUACAAAGUAGUGGUCGGAGACUUGGAGGGGAGUUGCAGUGAGAUUAGUAGAAGAACAGCAUCUAGUAAAGAUGAGGUCAAGCGUAUUGCCUGCCUUGUGAGUAGGGAGGGGGGGGUGAGAGGGUGAGGUCAAAAGAGGUGAGAGGGUGAGGUCAAAAGAGGAAAGGAGUGGAAAGAAGGAGGCAGAGAGAAAUGAGUCAAAGGCAGACGUAGGGAGGUUAAAGUCACCCAGAACUGUGAGGGGUGAGCCAUCCUCAGGAAAGGAACUUAUCAAGGCGUCAAGCUCAUUGAUGAACUCUCCAAGGGAACCUGGAGGGCGAUAAAUGACAAGGAUGUUAAGCUUGAAUGGGCUAGUGACUGUGACAGCAUGGAAUUCAAAUGAGGAGAUAGACAGAUAAGUCAGGGGGAAAAGAGAGAAUGUCCACUUGGGGGAAAUGAAGAUUCCUGUGCCACCGCCGCACUGACCAGAUGCUCUCGGGGUAUGCGAGAACACAUGAUCAGCCGAGGAAAGAGCAGUAGGAGUAGCAGUGUUUUCUGUGGUAAUCCAUGUUUCCAUCAGCGCCAAGAAGUCGAGGGACUGGAGGGUAGCAUAGGCUGAGAUUAACUCUGCCUUGUUUGCCGCAGAACGGCAGUUCCAGAGGCUUCCGGAGACCUGAAACUCCACGUGGGUCGUGCGAGCAGGGACCACCAGAGUAGAGUGGCAGCAGCCACGCGGUGUGAAGCGUUUGUAUGGCCUGUGCAGAGAGGAGAGGAGAGAACAGGGAUAGACAGACACAAGUUGACAGGCUACAGAAAAGGCUACAAUAAUGCAAAAGAGAUUGGAAUAAAAUUAACUAAACAUCUGGGGAAGCGAGAGAGCGGGGCCUCCCUCACUUACCUUUCACUGAAACACUCAAAUAUAACUCUCCCAACUUCCACUUUAGAAAUUGUAAUUGUUGUAAACUACAGUGGUUCAAUGUUUUCUAGGAAUAGACUCUAACUUAGUUUAUUCAGCUAGCUAACUUGGUACAGUAUUCUUCUGUGAAAACUGCCCAGGGCACCGUAUCCUAUGACGCCAAAGCUAACUAGCAUGCUAGCAUCCAAUAACACACGGUUUAGCACCAAUACUUGGUUACAACAAACUACCAAUAGUGUGUUAACACAUUAAACAGAUCAUUUGUGUCCGUGUCUAGUUCCUUUCAUAACGGAUAAAUAAUUAAACGUUGGCUAGCUAGCACAAAGUCAGUCAUGCUAGCUACACAAGUGGACUACUCAUCUCGAAUGUUCAGAAAGUGAAGCCUUACGUUGUCAAAUUCUCAUUGACUAAAAUGAUAUUGUAUUUAGUUGCUACAGUACUGCUAGCUGGUAGUGGUGGCUAGCUAGCAAUGGCUGCGGUGUUGACUUUGUUUGAAAAAACGGCAUCGCUGCGAACGAAUGUAGCUGGCUAGCUAACCUCGAUAGUUUCUCUAUACUACACCUUUAUCUUUGUUACAAAGACAACUAUGUACAGUGAGGGAAAAAAGUAUUUGAUCCCCUGCUGAUUUUGUACGUUUGCCCACUGACAAAGAAAUGAUCAGUCUAUAAUUUUAAUGGUAGGUUUAUUUGAACAGUGAGAGACAGAAUAACAACAACAAAAUCCAGAAAAACACAUGUCAAAAAUGUUAGAAAUUGAUUUGCAUUUUAAUGAGGGAAAUAAGUAUUUGACCCCCUCUCAAUUAGAAAGAUUUCUGGCUCCCAGGUGUCUUUUGUACAGAUAACGAGCUGAGAUUAGGAGCACACUCUUAAAGGGAGUGCUCCUAAUCUCAGUUUGUUACCUGUAUAAAACACACCUGUUCACAGAAGCAAUCAAUCAAUCAGAUUCCAAACUCUCCACCAUGGCCAAGACCAAAGACCUCUCCAAGGAUGUCAGGGACAAGAUUGUAGACCUACACAAGGCUGGAAUGGGCUACAAGACCAUCGCCAAGCAGCUUGGUGAGAAGGUGACAACAGUUGGUGCGAUUAUUCGCAAAUGGAAAUAACACAAAAGAACUGUCAAUCUCCCUCGGCCUGGGGCUCCAUGCAAGAUCUCACCUCGUGGAGUUGCAAUGAUCAUGAGAACGGUGAGGAAUCAGCCCAGAACUACACAGGAGGAUCUUGUCAAUGAUCUCAAGGCAGCUGGGACCAUAGUCACCAAGAAAACAAUUGGUAACACACUACACCGUGAAGGACUGAAAUCCUGCAGCGCCCGCAAGGUCCCCCUGCUCAAGAAAGCACAUAUACAGGCCCGUCUGACAUUUGCCAAUGAACAUCUGAAUGAUUCAGAGGAGAACUGGGUGAAAGUGUUGUGGUCAGAUGAGACCAAAAUGGAGCUCUUUGGCAUCAACUCAACUCGCCAUGUUUGGAGGAGGAGGAAUGCUGCUUAUGACCCCAAGAACACCAUCCCCACUGUCAAACAUGGAGGUGGAAACAUUAUGCUUUCGGGGUGUUUUUCUGCUAAUGGACAGGACAACUUCACCGCAUCAAAGGGACGAUGGACGGGGCCAUGUACCGUCAAAUCUUAGGUGAGAACCUCCUUCCCUCAGCCAGGGCAUUGAAAAUGGGUUGUGGAUGGGUAUUCCAGCAUGACAAUGACCCAAAACACACGGCCAAGGCAACAAAGGAGUGGCUCAAGAAGAAGCACAUUAAGGUCCUGGAGUGGCCUAGCCAGUCUCCAGACCUUAAUCCCAUAGGAAAUCUGUGGAGGGAGCUGAAGGUUCGAGUUGCCAAACGUCAGCCUCUAAACCUUAAUGACUUGGAAAAGAUCUGCAAAGAGGAGUGCGACAAAAUCCCUCCUGAGAUGUGUGCAAACCUGGUGGCCAACUACAAGAAACGUCUGACCUCUGUGAUUGCCAACAAGGGUUUUGCCAAGUACUAAGUCAUGUUUUGCAGAGGGGUCAAAUACUUGUUUCCCUCAUUAAAAUGCAAAUCAAUUUAUAACAUUUUUGACAUGCGUUUUUCUGGAUUUUUUUGUUGUUAUUCUGUCUCUCACUGUUCAAAUAAACCUACCAUUCAAAUUAUAGACUGAUCAUGUCUUUGUCAGUGGGCAAACGUACAAAAUCAGCAGGGGAUCAAAUACUUUUUUCCCUCACUGUAGCUAGCUAACAUUACACUAAUCAAAUCGUUCCAUUGUAAUGUAAUGUGUCAUAUUACCUGCGGAGCGAAGUACAGCAUGACUACUCACUCCAGGAGCCAACUCAACUCCCAGACACACACACACACACAGAGACACACAGAGAGACAGACUAUCUAACAAAUAGUAACAGAAGUAAGACUUAAGCCGUCUCACCGUGGACCUCAACAUAAUGCAGUAUACUAACCUCCUUCGGUGUAAACACAUGCACUCCCACUCCCCACAGGUCCUCCGGGUUCUCAGGGUGACCGUGGCUACCCCGGCUCCACUGGCUCUGUGAGUUCAGGCUUCCUGCUGGUGAUCCACAGCCAGUCGGUGGAGGUCCCUGUGUGUCCCGAGGGCAGCAGCCCCCUGUGGACCGGCUACAGCCUGCUCUACUUGGAGGGACAGGAGAGAGCACACACACAGGACCUGGGUACGUAUGAACCACUAGAUGUGUGUGGAGGGGUGGAUCGAGGGUAGGGGUGGUGUGGGAGGGAGGGGAUACUAACUAAUAAGGUAUCUCCAUUUUGUGUCUGCUCAUCAAUGUAUUCACGUCUGUCUUUCAAUGUAUUCACAUCAUGGUUGGGGUCAAUUCCUUUUCAGUUCAGUCAAUUCAGGAAGUAAACCAAAAUUAAAAUGUUCCUAUGAGAAAUAAAUAGUAUUGGAAUUGGAAUUUCAGUUCCUGAAUUGGCUGAAUUGAAUUGACCCCAACCCUGAUUCACUGUCUCUCUCCCUCCCCCCUCCACUCUCUCUCUUGCUCUCCUCUCCCCCCCCCAGGUCAGGCCGGCUCCUGUCUGCGUGUCUUCAGCACCAUGCCCUUCUCCUACUGCAACACAGGCACCUGUGACUACGCCAGCCGCAACGACAAGUCCUACUGGCUCUCCACCACCGCCGCCGUGCCCAUGAUGCCCGUGUCGGGCCGCGACAUCCGCGCCCAUAUCAGCCGCUGUGCCGUGUGUGAGACGCCCUCGCCGGCCGUGGCGGUGCACAGCCAGGAUUACAUCGUCCCCACCUGCCCCCCUGGAUGGAGGAGUCUGUGGGCUGGUUACUCCUUCCUCAUGGUGAGUGUGUGGUGGUGGUGGUGGGGGGGGAUCUCUCUGUGUGUGUGUAUGAAAAUGUAUGCACUCACUAACUGUAAGUCGCUCUGGAUAAGAGCGUCUGCUAAAUGACUAAAAUGUAAAAUGUGUGUGUGUCUGUAUUGUGUGCAAAGUUGUGUUUUGAUGUAGGUGUGUGUGUGUGCUUUAUCUGAAUAGAGUGUGUGUAUAUGACUGUGUUUCGCUCACACUAUCCUCUCCUCUCUCCAGCACUCUGGUGCGGGCGACGAGGGUGGCGGCCAGUCUCUGAGCUCAUCCGGCAGCUGCCUGCGAGACUUCCGUGCCCAGCCCUUCGUGGAGUGCCAGGGACCGCGGGGCACAUGCCACUACUUCGCCAAUGUCUACAGCUUCUGGCUGACCCAUGUUUCCCUGGCCGAGCAGUUUGGCCCCGUCCCCGUCCCUAGCGUGUUGAAGGCCGCCGAUCAACAGCGCCAGCAGGCCAGCCGCUGCCACGUGUGCACCAAGGGCUGAACACCUUAUGAACACCACAUAUUUAUUUUCUUAGAUUGUUUUGUUUGUUGGUAUUUUGUAUGUUUAUUGGAUUGAAAGAGAUAGAGGUGAAAGAGAAGAGUGAGUGUGCUGAAAGAGCAGUAGAACAGAUUUGAAUCCAUGCUGGCAGCGGUACAUCAUACAUGUGCUCCAGAUCGCUAGACCAACCCAGGCCACGUCACCUCCUAUGUCAUCCAUAAGUCAAGUUGCCUCCCUAAUAUGAUUGCCAAACUACCCCGACCCCGCUACAUCACUGUCCCAAUGCUAUGCUAGCCCUGUCAGCACCCAGUCCCACCUGGUAGUCGGUUGUUCUCUGUUGAACCUUAUACAUUUGUCAACUUGUCAGGGAUACAUACAAUCAUCAUCUACUACCGUCUACCAUUUUGACCAUGGUGGCUAGUUUUUAAAAAACCAUAGUGUGGAUUGCAGUCUAUACUAGUCCAUAUACCACAUUCAAGGUAAGGAAACAUCAAUCAAGUAUGGAGGAUGAUGUAAUUUCACUGAACUAUCCCUUUAACUUACUUCGUGAUGGCUGGCAUUGGCCAGGUCAUAGACGGGUUGGUUGUUUAGCAACAAAACCGACGCGUGCGCAACUAUGGGGUAAAACAGACGGGGUUGGCUUAGAUUGUUGACAACAUGUAAACUAUAUUUCGUCUCCAAUGUUUAUUGAAAACAUAAAAAAAUGUGCUCAAUGGGCACUUAAUGUCUCUCAAAUACGUUACAGUUGUUGGUUAGCUAGCUAGCGAAUUUUAGCCAUAUUAGCAUAGACGUGAAAUCAGUCAAAACACCUCAAAACAAGACAUCAAGAUUAAAACGAGCCACCUACGAUUCCCCACAUGGCAGCUUUUUGUCAUUGUUGCUAGCUAUCUGGCCAUCCAGAAUCAGAACAACACACGGCGUUCUGCCCCAUUAAAGCGCAAGCAUUGUUUUCGUGACAUUGUCAGCUAACCCAUCUAUAGGCACAAUUGUUCAGCACUGAUCAACCUGCACUGAGCACCUCCCAGACCAGGAAGGGACAGUGGACACUGGGAAAGGAGUAAGCCAUGUGAACACACUGGAUUGCUCAGAGAGUGCAGUCGUGACGUGACUUUCAUUAAUAUGAUGACUGUUAUUUAUCGAAUCAACUAACUAUGUUUAAUUGUUACCCGAUUUAAGUUAAUAAUGUAACAAUCAACUCAUUAGGAUUUGGGGCACCACGGGAGAAGUUGUUUAUAUAGUUACCGUCUCCCGAAUUAAACUCUAAAGGUCAUUACCUAUCAAUAUGUAUAAAACAGUCAACGUAUCAAUCAUUACCUCUUAUCAGUCUCAUUCUGAAUGUUCGCAGAAUUCUUGGAUCCGCAAGAACCCCAGCUUUACUUAUGAUUCAGCACUACACAAAUUGGCUUAAUUAUUUAUUUACUAGCGAACUAAAUAAUAACACAGAAUACAUACAUACUUAAUACAUGAGAAAAAGUCCCUAGCGGACUAGAACAGCAUGACUGCUUAGUUAUCAAAAGAGGGAGGGGUAGAUAGGGAGAGACAAAGAGAGUGAAACUUAUCGUUGAUACAUUUGGAAGCUACCCUCAAAGUAAGUCUUUGUCCGUCGUCUCUCCGUUGAAACCAAUCAAUCCUUCUAUGGGGAAGGAGUAGGUUUUAGUGUCCCGUUUCGGUGUAAGGCUCAGCUUGUCCACCAGAGGUCACAAUGUCCUUCGUAGUUGUCCUGGCUUUGAGUGGAGUGUUCAAAUAGAACAGAUACUCAGAUGCAUUCUAAUGAUAGUCUGAGAUGGGAUUUUCUCCUUCCCCCUUGUGUGGUUAGUUAAAGUUCUAGACCACUUUACACUGACAGCUGCAGACUGGCAACGUUCUGGUCUGGGAGUUCAUCUUCUUCUCCUCGGGUUGAGAUUCAAAGUUCUAACCAUUUCAAACGUGUGGACUACCGUCUCCACGCUUUCUGGCCUGAUGUGAAUUUGUCUUUCAAGCCUUUAUGCCCUCUGGUAAAAGGGGCAUUCGUACUUGCUGACCCGGUCUCUGAGCUCACUCUGGGGGAAUGGCUAGUCACCAUGCAUAGCUGAUAUGAAAACCUAUGAUCUCGUUUAGAAAACUAAAACCACAUUCCUAUCUUAACAAAAAUACUCUCAUAAUUCUCCAUAUUAUAUACACAACAUAUUGAUGUAAACUUGACAGAUAAAGUGUGUAUACUUUCCAAAUUACUGUAUUUUUAUUAUAACAUUUUUAAUGACAUCACAAAAUAAUAAACAAUAUGGCAUGAUUAGUCUUUAGAUCCCCACUGACCAUUCCAUACAUUUGGAUGUUAGAAAUAUUGUUCCAGUGUUUACUUUUUGGAUGUUAUAGUUUUGGCGGCAAAAGUAUUCUGGAGGACAAAGCACAUUCCGAUCACCAUACUAGAGGGUCAGAUUAAUAGAUUCUCCUCCUCUUAGAUUUACGAGGUGUCAAAACCAUUGUUGUCAGCCAUUUGCCAAGCUGAUCUGAGGCCUUUGAUCCUCACCCAGGAGAUUCAUGACAGCGCUCAACAGUGGAAAACCAGCUAUUCACUCCCACAAAGACUACAGGCUAAAAGACACAGUAUGUAAAACUGUGUAUGUAAAAAUCUGUAUGUAAAAUAACCAAUAAUCUAGUAUUGUUGUAUCAAUAUCCAUGUCAUAAUGUUAGAAUUAAGUAAUAAGUCCCGAGGGGUGUGGUACAUGGCCAAUAUACCACAGCUAAGGGCUGUUCUUGGAAACAGCCCUUAGCCGAGGUAUAUUGGCCAUAUACCACAAACCCCCAAGGUGCCUUAUUGCUAUAAAAAACUUGUUACCGACAUAAAUAGAACAGUAAACAAGUAUUUUGGCGUCAAAGCCGUGGUAUAUUGUCUGAUAUACACACUUCUGGAAUGCUGUUUCAGCCAACCAGCAUCCAGGACCCAAACUACCCUGUUUAUAAUUUAUAAUUUACACAACUGCUAUUACAGUUUGAAAAUGCACUGGUCCCAUUUUUUCGUACAUCAUAACUGUUUUAUAUACCGGUUUUUAGUUGUGUAAAAUGAAAUGACAAAUGAAAUGGUUUAAUUUAGUUUCUUGUGUCUUGGUGUGAAUAUCAAUUUUGUUGAUGUUGGUGCUGAUUAUUACAGUCGUGCUGUUAUUGUUUUUGAUCAAAUUGAGCUAUUCCAUGUUUGUAUAACAGAUACGCAAAUGUCGUUAUUCUUUAAAAGUUGUAUCCACAAUGACAAAUUCCUUGUGAAUCAUGUCAUUUACAGGGACCUUUUCCAUUAACUUUAACAAGUGCUCUUUUUUUAAGGUUACUCUUAUUGAAAACCAUAAGUAUCCAAGUAAAUCGGAGUGAAAUGUAAAGACCAAAAGCACAAUCACAUAUUUUACCAGGAGUCCCAGCUCUUCCACAGUGAGUCGGAAGUUAAUAUUUAUUUCUCUCGACAACAGAAGCCAAUCAGCAUACAGUACUUUUUUCUUUUCUUUUCCUUUUUUAGAAUGAAGAGCACAAUCAACACAAUGAGACAGUGCUGUGCUCUCUCUACCUCUUCACAGUGCACACUAUUUACACACACAAAAAGGAUCGUUAAACAUCGUUGUACAUUUCCGACCUGCGCUGACCUACCACUUGGGUCAGAAAAGUUAAUGUUUUAAACAAUCAUUUCAGUGUUCACCUGCAUACAUUGUCGAUUGGCACACACUAACGCACAAGGUGUAAAGGGCUUGUUGAGGACCGCCGUGUUGAUUUCUCAAUGGAAGGGGUACUGCACUGGCUUAACCAGUUAGGUUGUUCAUGCUACUCCUAGACUUUCUUUCCUCUAUUCCUAUAGGCUGCUCAUGUCUGCCAAUGGAUGGACAGAUUUGGGGCUCUAUCCGUUUAUUGGUCUCUUAACCCAUUUUGAUGCCCAACAUCACUACAGUGCAUUUGUACCUUAAAUAUCCUCAAAGUGAUUCAUGGCUUGAUGUAGAAGCCACAGAUCUGGGGUCAGAUUACCCAAAUCCUAACCUUAGCCAUUAGGAGAUCAUUAAAAAAGAAUUGCCCUGGACCAGCGGUUAGAGGCAACACCUGACUCACAUUGACUUCAGGUGCAUGCUGGUCUAUGCUUGCCUGACGACUCAAACUGAAUUUAUCAUUCGCUACAUACUUCAGUCUGAGACUGCCAUCAUUGAAGUCGUUUGUGGUGUCGUCAAAAUGAAGGGUGUUGUACAAAACAGUCAUCAGCGAUUGGAUCAUCUCUAACCAAUCAGAGUAUCAAAGACAAUGACUAAUUGUCAAAUGCCGCUUUACCCACGUGUUCUGGCUCUGGCCCAACCUAUUGGUUUCUGGGACAAAUCAGACGGUCGAGAAUGGAUUUCCAUUCUAGAAAUCGUUGGGGAGGUACUCAGAGCCAGACUCAUUGUGGAGAAGAAACUAACGUAGCUUUUGGCCGGAGCAAGGAUUCUGGGUAGCCAGGCAAGGUCUAUGGACAGACAGGAAAAGGAGAUAGGAGGGGAAUCAGAUUUUUUUUUUCAAUACAUACAUUGUAUUUCUUACAUACAAAAGAGAACCACUUUAGAUGAUGUAAAAGAGAACCACUUUAGAUGAUGCAGGAGGUUGAGCUAGAGGAGCAACAGAUGGGCAUGGAUACUGCCUAAUUGAGUGUGAUGGAUGAUGGGUAGUGUAGUUUUUUAAUUAUUAACCUUAAGCCUUGAUCUGUAGGCCCUUGUGCAACCCUUCUUAUACUUGGGCAGAGCUGUGGCCACGCUAUAGGUCCUUAUCUAAUGCCUAAAAUGGAUGCCACCAAGCAGCCGCCAAUCACGGGGUAACAUGUUACAGACAGCCAAUCAUCCGCCACCAUACCACCCAGCCUGUGGGUACAGUAUCUACUCUGUGAGAGGAAGCCCUCAAUGUGCCUGGCACAGUAGGACAGCUUUGCCACCAACCCAUAUUAGAUAACCAACCCUUGCAAAGUGCAACGUCACCACCCACAAUUGACCUCAACAGGCUGGCUGGUUUGGGAUAAUAGGUUCACGUUUAUCUCCCCGACCCACCCUUGUUUCCAUCUUCGUGUAAUGUCAUCGAAAAUUGUCACUUGUGUACUACAUGCCAGCCAACCCAUCUAAGAAAUCCUCAUCAAAGGCUCUGACUGACUAGACAGCUAGUGAACAUACAAACUGAAGCACAAGAUUCCUGACCUGUUCUAGGACUAAGUAUUAUACAUUCUAGAACACAUUGGCCCAAGGGCUAAUGGCAACCAGAGCCAGGUAUUUAGAUCUAAAUAUAUGGCUCGGAUAGAAACCUAUGUCAACUGAACUCCUCAAGCUACAGUGACAGCAUGUUGACAGUCAGAAUAUCCUCCAUGGAAAUUAAUUGAGCAUUUGGCAUAAAGAAUUAUGCUUGAUAGACUAUGCUUUAAAAUGUUAAAUACCAAAACAAAAACGUAAAUAAAACAUUGGAUUGAGCUACAUAGUUUUUGCUGCUUCAUCGCUUUUUGUUUAGAAAAUAUCUAUUCAUACGAAGUCACACGAAAUAGAAAAAUAUCAAAUAUCACUGGUGGUGAUAAGAAAAAAUGACAACCUGAACAAGUGGAAAUAUUGCUAUGGUAACCACCAUUAUCCUUUGACAUCAGCGAUUCCCCCCUGCUCUUAUUGGCUGCAACUGACACCUCUGAUGCGGAGUGGGCCAAUCAGUAGGCACAGAGUCCAGAAGGAGGAUGGGCGUGGGGCUAAGUGGGUUAUAGUCAGAUGGCUGUGUCCCAGAACACGGUGGUUUGUGUAGGGUAGGGGGGAGGCCGGAUCUUUUUGGCCCCGUUGCUCUUCCCCCAGGUGGGGAGGGUAGGCAUGCUGUCCUGCUUACAGAGGUUCCGGUCCGGGGGGUUCCUGUCUGGCUGUUGCCUGGAGCGGAUCUCAAUGCACAGGGAGCGCUUCCUUUCAAUCUGCUCCAGCAUGGUGCUGUCCCCACACAUCCACGGCAUCUGGGACGCCUGGGGAAAAGCGGAGCGGUAAGUAACCAGGGAAAGUAAAUCAAGCACAUCUCAAGAAUAAAAGAAAACAAAUCUAUAUUGAUCCAGGUCUGGAGGAGGGGCCUAUCUCAUCAACUUACCUGUGCCUCUGGUGCUCGCCUCUGUGGGGUCCCUAAGGGAGAGGGUGUAACUGGGGCGGAGGAAGAAUGGCCAUACUUCGGAAGUGCUGGUUUCAGCUCUAUAAAGACGGACAAAUGCGUUUUUAAUUAAUUAAUUAACUUUUAAUGGUUUACAUGUAAACAAAACAAAACCUUACGGUGAAGCAAUACGCAGUUGUAAGCCUAAACACAAUCUCAGACCCACCACAUGCAUUGAUGUCCGUUACCAUCUUUCAAGACCAGAAUAAAUAUUGUACUUUGAAGACCACCAUGUUUUUCCGUCUUGCCUAUAAGAUAACGCAUUUACUUCUAUGUUGUGUAGCCUAAGCUCCUAGCUUUUUCGGCUACAAUGUUUCAAAAAAGCACCUGCACCUGGUCAAGGCAGUGUGAGUAUCUUCCCGUCAAAACCAUAGAAAAGCAAGUUGCAGUCCAAAAAUAAUUUUAGACUGCAACCUGAUGAGCACAGUUGGCGAAGUACCCUAGGUAAGUUGCUUAUUUCAUGUACAGUACCAGUCAAAAGUUUGGACAUGCCUACUCAUUCAAGGGUUUUUCUUUAUUUUCACUAUUUUCUACAUUGUAGAAUAAUUGUGAAGACAUCAAAACGAUGAAAUAUUUUUUUUUAAAUUUUUUUUCACCUUGAUUUAACCAUGUAACCAGUUAGAACAGGUUCUCAUUUACAACUGCGACCUGGCCAAGUAAAGCAAGUAGUUCAAUAAAAACACAAGAGUUACAUAUGGGGUAAAAAACAUAAGUCAUAAAUCAAGAAAUAUAUAUAACAGUUGUGCAAAUGUAGUCAAAUAACACAUAUGGAUAAUCAUGUAUUAACCAUAAAAUAAAUAGUGUUAAACAAAUCAAAAUAUAUUUUAUAUUUGAGACUUCCUCAAAAUCGACACCCUUUGCCUUGAUGACAGCUUUGCACACUCUUGGCAUUCUCUCUCAACCAGCUUCAUGAGGUAGUCACAUGGAAUGCAUUUUAAUUAACAGGUGAGCCUUCUUAAAAGUUAAUUUGUGGAAUCUCUUUCCUUCUUAAUGCGUUUCAGCCAAUCAGUUGUAUUGUGACUGGGGGGGGGGGGGUAUACAGAAGAUAGACCUAUUUGGUAAAAGACCAAGUCCAUAUUAUGGCAAGAACAGCUCAAAUAAGCAAAGAGAAAUGACAGUCCAUCAUUACUUUAAGACAUGAAGGUCAGUCAAUACAGAACAUUUCAAGAACUUUGAAAGUUUCUUCAAGUGCAGUCGCAAAAACCAUCAAGCGCUAUGAUGAAACUGGCUCUCAUUAGGACCACCACAGGAAUGGAAGACCCAGAGAGUAUAAAUUCAAAAGAGUUACCAGCCUCAGAAAUUGCAGCCCAAAUAAAUUCUUCAGAGUUCAAGUAACAGACACAUCUCAACAUCAUCUGUUCAGAGGGCACUGUGUGAAUCAGGCCUUCAUGGUCGAAUUGCUGCAAAUAAACCACUACUAAAGGACACCAAUAAGAAGAAGAGAAUUGCUUGGGCCAAGAAACACGAGCAAUGGACAUUAGACCGGUAGAAAUGUGUCCUUUGGUCUGGAGUCCAAAUUUGAGAUUUUUUUUCGUAAAGCAUGGAGGAGGAGGUGUUAUGGUGUGGGUGUGCUUUGCUGGUGACACUGUCUGUGAUGUAUUUAGAAUUCAAGGCACACUUAACCAGCAUGGCUACCACAGCAUUCUGCAGCGAUACGCCAUCCCAUCUGGUUUGGGCUUAGUGGGACUAUCAUUUGUUUUUCAACAGGACAAUGACCCAACAAACCUCUAGGCUGUGUAAGGGCUGUUUUACCAAGAAGGAGUGAUGGAGUGUUGCAUCAGAUGAUCUGGCCUCCACAAUCCCCCGACCUCAACCCAAUUGAGAUGGUUUGGGAUGAGGACCGCAGAGUGAAGGAAAAGCAGCCAACAAGUGCUCAGCAUAUGUGGGAACUCCUUCAAGACUGUUGGAAAAGCAUUCCAGGUGAAGCUGGUUGAGAGAAUGCCAAGAGUGUGCAAAGCUUUCGUCAAGGCAAAGGGUGGAUAUUUGAAGAAUCUCAAAUAUAAAAUAUAUUUUGAUUUGUUUAACACUUUUAUUUUUACUACAUGAUUCUAUAUGUGUUAUUUCAUAGUUUUGAUGUCUUCACUAUUAUUCUACAAUGUAAAAAUAAAGAAAAACCCUUGAAUGAGUAGGUGUGUCCAAACUUUUGACUGGUACUGUAUAUAUUACAGCUGGGUUUUCCUGUUUAAGAGAUAUAUAUAUAUACAGUAUAUUAGCGCUAUAUAUAUUUAGGAGUUUUCCCUGGUCAGGUCACAUGGUCAGGAGAAACCAUUGGCCCUAAAACCCUUGCUGAAAACCUAUAUUCAGUCAAAGCAAUGAGAUUCUGCAAACCGACCUGCCCAAGCUAACAAACAUUUGCUAAACUGAUGUUUGGAUAUUUUGCUUCAGCUGGUAGGCCUAAAUAUAUAGUUUACUUCAGCAAGUUUAUUUUAUGCCAAUAACUUUCAAAUAUCAAUAAUAACCCACUGGGCACAGAUGUCAGUUAAACGUCUAUUUUUUGAUUUAUAUUAGAUUGAGUUGUCAACUGACAUGAUUUAGGUUAAAAGUUGGGUGAAAAAAAUAUGCAAUUCCCUUAUGUUGAUGACUUUUUGCAAAUCCAAUCAGUUUUCUACGUUGAUUCAACGUCAACACAUUAAUUUAUUUCGUGAGGAAAAACAACGUUGAUUCAACCAGUUUUUGCCCAGUGGGAACCUUACUACCUUGGUUGUAUACAUGUUAGGAUGAGGACAUGUUUAGUGUCUGUAAAUCAUUUACCACAGUCACUUCCUGGUGUCUGGUUGUGUUGAACUGUAUGUGCAAUUUCAAUUAGGCUUUCCUCACCUGUAUUGCCAGUUCCCAACACCAUUGGCGGACUGCCAGCAGGUCUACCGUGCCGAGUUGGUGUGGACGUCGAUGAUUGUUGCCCUGAUACACCGUUCCUCGCUUGUGCUUUUGAUUGCUCAACGCUAUAGGUCCCCCUAUCUCUGCCAUCACGCCUGAGCAAGGCCUCUGAGCUUUGACCAACCCGGUCUUUAUUGUCGCACCUAAGAUCAACCACAUUGACACUCUUGCCGUAGCUAUCGCGCCGGGGGGGCAGCUCUGAGCCAUUGCAGCUUCUGUCCUUGCUGUCACGCCUGGCUUCAAGGCCAUUUCUGGCUGACUCUUUGAUUUCCUGUCGGGGUAAGGGGAAGGGCUCCAUUCCAUUGUAACUUCGUUCUUUGCCAUCAUGUCUAGACUCCAGGCCGUAGCACUCCCUGUCUCGGUCUUUGCUAUUACGUCUGCACUCAAGGCCAUUUCUGGGUGAAUCUUUGCUAUUUUGUCUGGGUAGGAGCUCUGGUGGCUGGUACAAUCGUUCUUUGCUCUCAUGUCUCGAAUCCAUUCCGUUCCUGGUUCGGUCUUUGCUAUCUUGCCUGGGUAGAAGUUCUGGUGGGUUCUGGUGGCUGAGCCUUUCUUUGCUGUCGUGUCUGGACUCCACACCGUUCCGGGGAGAGUCUUUGCCGUCCGGUCGCAGUAACGGCUCCAUGCCGUGGACACUUCUGUCUUUGCUGUCCCGUCUGACAGGCGGGGGUUCCACACUACCACAACCUCUAUCUCUACUGUCCAUUUUUAUAGGCAAGGGCUCCACACUGUUACAACCCUUGUCUUUGCUGUACCGCCUGGGCAGCGGCUCCACGCUGCUACAGCUCCUGUCCUUGGUGUCGCGUCGGUGAGAAGAAGACUCUUUGCUACGUUCCUUACUCUCCCGUUUGGACUCCUUGUGACUGUGCCGCUCCUUGCUCUCCCGUUUGGACUCCUUGUGACUGUGCCGCUCCUUGCCAUCACGUUUGGACUCACUGUGAGACAUACUCUUGGACUCGGCUAUAACAGAGGAGAAACACAGUCGUUGUACCGUAAAAUACCAAGUUAUGUCCACACAAAAAUAACUAGUAAACAUAGGCUAUAUACCAUAAAGAAGAUGAAAAAUGAAAGAACAUCUGUAAAACAAUAUAUAUAUAUACUGCACUACCGCUAUAUGGCCACGCGGUGUCACCCAUGCGCUGUGGUAGCUAUGAACUAUUGGUAUGCUGGGAUGAAACGCUGUUGUUUCGUUCCGCAGAGACAUCCAGGAUGUGACUUGCAUAGAUGCUAUUAUCAAUGGGUAGGUAAAGGCCCAGUAACCACUUUGAAUGCAUUCUUAUUUCAUUUGUUUCUUCUUCUGUGUUAUGGCUCAGACACACCAAUAGCAUUUGCUGGCUGAGAGUACUUAAAGGGACAUUUCAAAAUGUUUCAACUUCAUAUUCAUCAUCUCCAGCUCCACCCCAACGUCAACAUAUGUGAAAAUUGUGCGUUUUUCUGUUUUGUAGUAAAAGAGGAAGAUAAGUGUUUCCAAUGACAUCAUCAACCAAUUAGGAGGCGAUUAGUAGGCGAUGCCUCCUCAUAAUUGGUUAACAUCACAUGAUGCACAACGAUGUCAUUGGAAGCACUUAUCUUCCUCUAUCUUUUUUUGCUGCAAAACUUAUAAACGUGCCAUUUUCACAUGAUGAUGUUUGGGUGGUGCUGGAGAUUAUGAACAAUGUUCCCUCAACAGGCUGUACCCUUACAAUUUUAGACAGUACAUUUACGUAAUUUAGCAGACGCUCUUAUCCAGAGAGACUUACAAAUUGAACAUUUUAGAAAUGUCCUUUUAACACAGUUCGCUUAAAGAUCGGCAGACAAAUGCUAGAUCCACAUUCGGUGCGAUGUGUGCAACCCUUAAUCUGUCGAAUUUGGUGACAUUUUUCUAAAACGAUUGUAAUGUUCUAUCUCGCUCUGCUUGUCUCUUUCUCUCGCGUAGAUCCCUCAUUCACAAAAUUGCUAUGGGCAGCACUGUUCCAUCUGUCCAGAUUUGUAAACUCUAAAGGAAGUUAGAAGUCAGAGAGCGUUCCUCGACGUUCUGACAACCAAAAGGCAACAGCCCAAAAGAGACUGACAUCGGUAAAUCUCUGAGAAAAAAACACACAAAAAAACAUCAUGCAUGGUUGAUUCCCAGCAGAGCGCUUUGGUGCAUUACUAGUCCCAUAUGACAAGGCUUGCGUGUCACCAGUGCGUGCUGGUUGUACGGGUCUGAGAGGUGGUUAACCAGGAGGAAAGUGGGACAUUCUAGCUAGCUGUGAUUCUAUCGUCUAUCCUCCCAGAUAGCAAGAGGGAGGAUGCCUGCACGUGACCAAUCAUAAAACGUUGGUCAGUGGACCUGCCAUUAUGUGAGACCCACGAGGCUGGCUGGACGCUGGUGCUACGAUAGAAAAACCCGUAGACGUCACAGCAUUGCCCGCCACUACAUAGUGUGAGUAAACAUAGUUUAUGAGCCAAAAAAGGGCUAAAGGACAAAUCUGAAUUGUGCAUCAAUAAGACAUUACUGCAAAUGCAUACAUUUUUUCACAGUCCAAAGAAAUACACAGCAAUUGCGUAAAAGGCGAGAUGCAAACAUUUGUCAUAACCACUAAGACUUCCAACAGUCAGAGAAAAUUGUGGUACAAUUCCAGGAAGUCAGCAACUGUCAUAGAUGGGGGGGCUUCUUUCUCUCUCCUGAUUGGUGACUGUGAAUAUGUUUCCCUGAUUGGUUAAAUCUCUACUAGCUGAUUGGGCUAACAGAGGAAUAUAACUCUCUGAUCAGGUGUAAAAGCCUUGGCUGUCUCUCAGGAGCCCGCUGCUGCACGUAAUCAGUUGGAAGCCUGCGUGACCUGCGCUGCGAUUGGCCCACUUCCCCACAUGGAGGGAUUCUGCAAAUAAGAGAGGCUCCUUCUUCUGUUGCUAUGACUGGCUUGGAGUUGAUGGUUGCUAUGAAGCUCUGGGAGGUAAGUGCGGAUUGAUUGACACAUGUCCAGUCCUUUUUUUAAAAACUAUAUGGAUUCAAAUUCACUCAACUGGUGGGAAUUCCCCCAUGGAGUUAGUUGAUACAGUAAUGUUAGAUCUCUCUCCAAAUCACCAGCUGCUCUUUUCUGCCAAUCUGAUAAAAACCCACUCACACACUUCACUGCUCUUGUGACCAUUAUUAAGGAACACAAACAUGUGAAAGUUCUGACUGCUUACACAUUAAUUACUGCAGUACAGUGUGCAUAUGCAAUGCACAGCCUAUGUGGUUUCAAACACAAAUUCAUGUUUUAUUCCGUUGCAUUAGGCCCAUUGAAGUUUCUGUCUCAACAGGAGAGAAGUAAUGGCUGAAUUAUGCAUACAAAUUUAACAUGAAUUCAUGAUUUAAAAUAAACUCACAGGAUGGUCGACAUAAAACUGAAGAAAAAAAAAACGGUUCUGAAGUUAUAUAGAAAUGUGCUAAUCUCCGGUGUUGGGAACCUAUCAGAAUUCACAGUUGAUGUAAUUUUGUCUGGGUCCUGCACUAGACACAAUGGCCUCCUGUGUUUAAACUUGAGGGCUGGGUCCUGGACUGGACUGGACACAUUGGUUUCCUGUGUUUAAACAUGAGGGCUGGGUCCUGGACUGGACACAUUGGUUUCCUGUGUUUAAACAUGAGGGCUGGGUCCUGGACUGGACUGGACACAUUGGCUUCCUGUGUUUAAACAUGAGGGCUGGGUCCUGGACUGGACUGGACACAUUGGUUUCCUGUGUUUAAACAUGAGGGCUGGGUCCUGGACUGGACACAUUGGCUUCCUGUGUUUAAACAUGAGGGCUGGGUCCUGGACUGGACACAUUGGCUUCCUGUGUUUAAACAUGAGGGCUGGGUCCUGGACUGGACUGGACACAUUGGUUUCCUGUGUUUAAACAUGAGGGCUGGGUCCUGGACUGGACACAUUGGCUUCCUGUGUUUAAACAUGAGGGCUGGGUCCUGGACUGGACUGGACACAUUGGCUUCCUGUGUUUAA
Molecule: messenger RNA, 33679 nt
Organism: Coregonus sp. 'balchen'
Lineage: Eukaryota; Metazoa; Chordata; Actinopteri; Salmoniformes; Salmonidae
Source: the annotation of a GenBank genome assembly